AUGACUCUCCUUCGAGAUAUCUCGCUGAAAACGUGCCAAAACAGCUCGAAUGGUGGAUGUUGCCCGGUUGGGACAGUGUGCGAGGGGAGUGGUGGCUGCUGCCCAGAAGGCACGGCGUGUAGAGGGGCGGCCCCUUGGUGUGGAGAGCAGUACGCCGUCCCGUGUGACAACUAUGACUUUUGUUGUCUACAAGACCAGUACUGCUAUCUCGACAAUCAUAUACCUUCCUGCAGUGAUACACCAGUGACGACCUCCAAUUCCAUUUCCCAAGCAACGACUUCACCUCCGAGCAUUACCUUGCCCCAAGCAACGACUUCACCUCCAAGCACUACCUCGACCCAAGCAACGACUUCACCUCCAAGCACUACCUCGACCGGAGGGGGUGCCGUCGGCUCUAUCACUUCUCUUAUCGGCGGCUUGGCCAACAGCGGGACUCUUACCACUGGACUGAGAGGACCGAGCGUUUUGGCAACGAUAGGCGUAUUAAGUGUCGCCCUCGCACUCGCAUGA
Messenger RNA from Serendipita indica DSM 11827, 510 nucleotides. Lineage: Eukaryota; Fungi; Basidiomycota; Agaricomycetes; Sebacinales; Serendipitaceae. The record is from the annotation of a GenBank genome assembly.